Molecule: messenger RNA, 1350 nt
Organism: Hansenula ciferrii
Lineage: Eukaryota; Fungi; Ascomycota; Saccharomycetes; Phaffomycetales; Wickerhamomycetaceae
Product: glycoside hydrolase family 76 protein
Exons: 1
Coding region: 1-1350 (449 amino acids)
Biological process (GO): carbohydrate catabolic process; budding cell bud growth; fungal-type cell wall biogenesis
Molecular function (GO): mannan endo-1,6-alpha-mannosidase activity
Source: RefSeq, a predicted model, not a curated record
AUGAAGAUCUCGUUACUACUACCGUUAUGUUUAUUAUUCUCCACAACUUUAGCAUUGGAUUUAGAUAUAAAUGAUCAAGAUUCUAUUUGUUCAGCUGCUGGAACAGUUGUUAAUGGUAUGCUUGAUUAUUAUGAUGGUAAAAAGUAUGGUGGUGUUGUAGGGAUGUUUCAAGCUCCAUACUAUUGGUGGGAAGCUGGUCAUGCCUGGGGUGGUGUUUUAGAUUAUUGGUAUUAUUGUCAAAAUGAUUCAGUUGAAGAUGUUCUUUAUUCUUCUUUAAUGGCACAAAGAGGUAAUAAUAAUGAUUUCAUUCCAAAGAAUCAAUCAACUACAGAAGGUAAUGAUGAUCAAGGUUUUUGGGGGAUUUUUGUUAUGAGUGCAGCUGAAAGAAAUUUUACAGAACCAAAGGAUAAAGAUGUUCCAGAUUGGUUAAGUAUGAGUCAAGCUGUUUAUAAUACAAUGUGGGAAAGAUGGGAUAGUGAUAGUUGUUCAGGUGGGUUAAGAUGGCAAAUUUUUACUUGGAAUUCAGGUUAUGAUCAUAAAAAUACAGUUAGUAAUGCUUGUCUUUUCCAAAUGGCUUCAAGAUUAGCAAGAUUUACUGGUAAUGAUUCUUAUGUUGAAACUGCAGAAACUGUUUAUCAAUGGUUAAUUGAUACUCAAUUUGUUGUUGAUGGUGAUAAAGCUUAUGUUUAUGAUGGUGCUGAUAUUUCAAAUAAUUGUUCAGAUAUUGUUAAAUUAGAAUGGUCUUAUAAUUAUGGUUUAUUAAUUGGUGGUGCUGCUUAUUUAUACAAUUAUACUGAAAGUGAUGAUUGGUUACAAAAAUUAACUUCUUUAGUUAAUGGUGCAAAAGAUUUUUUCAAAGAUGAUAUCAUGUAUGAAAGAGCAUGUCAAGGAGCAGAUAAUUGUAAUAAUGAUCAACGUUCGUUUAAAGCUGUUUUUUCAAGAGCUUUAGGUAUGACAACAAGAUUAGUUCCAUCAUUAUAUGAUGAAAUUAGACCUUUAUUAGAAUCAUCUGCAGAAGCUGCAGCUAAAUCAUGUUCAGGUGGUUCAGAUGGUGUUACUUGUGGUUUAGAUUGGACUAAAGGUUCAUGGGAUAAUAAAUAUGGGUUAGGUGAACAAAUGUGUGCAUUAGAAAUUUUCAAUUCUUUAUUAGCACCAGAAUCACCUGCACCUUAUAAUCAUGAAAAUGAAGGUGUUGGUCAAGGUAAUGUUGAUGCUGGUAAAGAUUCGGAUUCUACAUCAUUAGAUCGUAGUGAUUUGAAAAUUGAAACAAAAGAUAGAGCAGGUGCUGCAAUUGUCACAGCUAUUUGUUUAUUGAUCUUGAUUAUUGGUUCUAUUUGGAUGAUUAUGUGA